AUGAAUGUCUAUGAUGAACUUCUUCUGUAUAAAACAGGAGUGUAUAAACAUUCCAUUGGAAAUUUUUUGGGCACGCACUCUGUUCGGAUAAUUGGAUGGGGCACUGAAAACUGUACGCCAUAUUGGCUAGUGAUCACCUCAUGGAACAUUAAGUGGAACAAUACUGGGGUUUUCAAGAUCUUGCGAGGAGAAGACCAUUGCGAAAUAGAGAAUUUCGUAAUGGCAGGAAUUCCCCAACUGUGAUU
This is a messenger RNA of Soboliphyme baturini, 245 nucleotides long. Lineage: Eukaryota; Metazoa; Nematoda; Enoplea; Dioctophymatida; Soboliphymatidae. The record is from the annotation of a GenBank genome assembly.